GGUUUCAGUUUCAGGCUGGACGUCGUUGCAGCGCCAUCUGCCCCAAUAAAACUCGAUCCACUCUAAAACUCCGGCUCCACUUCUGGUUUUUACUGGCAGAAGGCAAAGCACCAGCACAUCAUCCACAAUGGCAGACUUGAGCGCUAGGGACGUUGAGAGGGCAAACUUUGUCUUCUCCAUCUACGACUUCGAAGGAAAUGGUACUGUUGAUGCCGUCAAUCUGGGCGAUAUGCUUCGUGCCCUCAACUUGAACCCCACCCUUGCCACCAUCGAGAAACUGGGUGGUACCAAGAAGAAGAAUGAGAAGAAAUUGAAAGUCGAUGAAUUCCUCCCCAUCUACAGCCAAGUGAAGAAAGACAAAGAGCAGGGCAACUUUGACGACUUUCUCGAAGCCUUGAAACUCUACGACAAAGAAGAAAACGGCACAAUGAUGGCUGCUGAACUUGCCCACACCCUCCUGUCCCUUGGCGAAAGGUUAUCAGACGUCGAGACCGACCAGGUCAUCGCUGACUGUCUGGAUAAAGAAGAUGAUGAAGGAUUUGUCCCUUACGAACCAUUCCUUAAAAAGAUGAUGGCGUAAGAAGCUAAUUUUAGUUAUUUUUGUAUUUUAAUUACCUGAAUCUGUGCUGCUGCAAAUUGGACAUUGACAACGUAAAACGCACCAUCAGACAGGUGCUUACCAGAAGUCAGCAUCGACUAAGGAUCCGCCAUCCUGCAGGAAUUACUUGCUGCCCUCAACCAUCACAAGCAGCCGUUCCAACGUAACUUUCAAACUGUUCUAAAUCUCGCAACCUUUCUUGUUGUUCUUUAUUGAAGUGUAAUUUAUUUUAGUUUACCUAUUUUAUUGUCAUAAAAUAUACACUGAAAAUAC
Dendroctonus ponderosae (mountain pine beetle) is the source of this 871-nucleotide messenger RNA. It is a transcript of the gene Mlc1, whose product is annotated as myosin light chain 1. Gene Ontology annotation, cellular component: muscle myosin complex. Gene Ontology annotation, molecular function: calcium ion binding. The record is from RefSeq and is a predicted model, not a curated record. Lineage: Eukaryota; Metazoa; Arthropoda; Insecta; Coleoptera; Curculionidae. Bases 128 to 580 code for a protein of 150 amino acids. The transcript is spliced from 7 exons.